AUGCAGCAUUUAACCAGACGUCUGCUCCGUCGCGGUCCUUCGCCGCCUCGCACGUUUGCUACGUCAGGGUUCAGACUCAUCCCGCCAUCUGAGAAAGUGGAGGAGGAGACGCUUGCUUGGUAUACCCCGGCCUCUUUUUACCCCGUUCGCAUUGGCGAAAAUUUUCAAGACCGCUAUCAAGUUGUUUCAAAGCUUGGCUAUGGAACCUCUGCUACCGUCUGGCUUUGUCGCGACCUUCGGCAUCAUUCGUACGUGGCACUCAAAGUUUGUGUCCCUGGCUAUCCCAGCGUGGCGCGUGAGAAGGCAGCAUUCGCGCGCCUGGCAUCGCUCGGUACUCCUCCAAUCCUACAGAAGUCACUCGGCCACUUCACAAUCAAUGGUGCUUCCGGGAGCGUACAUGACUGUUUCGUGCUGGAAGCGCUAGAGUUCAAUAUCAACUUGUGCAGAGCGUUCCUCCCGGGCCAACUGUACGACUUGGUUCUUUGGCGCCGGGUCGCUCGAGAGGUGAUACAAGCCCUGGAUUUCCUUCACUCGAAGGCUAAGAUUAUACAUUGCGACCUUCGUCACGAGAAUAUCUUGAUGCGCGGCUUCAAUGACAAGAUCCACCAAGGGAUGGAGUCAAUAGAGGCAGCACGACCGUCCGCGCGGAAGAUCGACGGAGACAGGGUGGUCUACGAGACUCCGGAUCGUGUUCCCUUCCCGAAGGAAGGCUUCAAGUGCGCCGUCUUGUGCGACUAUGGGGAAGCCCGCUGCAGUGAUGCAGGCAAUACAUAUACAGACGAUAUACAGCCAUUCCUGUACCGUGCUCCCGAGUUGGCCCUGGGUAUACCUUGGUCAUACCCCGUCGACAUAUGGAAUGCUGGCGUAAUGCUCUGGCAUCUUUUCGAGAACAAGAGUCUCUUCAAUCCGUAUAACCAACAGGGACGGGAGUCUAACGGACUACAUAUUCAUGAGAUGAUGGAGAUCAUGGGCGACCCGUCGCCCGAAUUCGUCCGUCGCUCGAUAAUCACCGAUCAUUCUUGUUUCGAUGAAAAUGGUCUGUGGAAGCUACAGAGAAUCAAACGCAAGAAAGAGAGGUCUUUAGAAUCGCUGGAGACUCAACUGGAAGGCGAGGAGAAAGCAGAAUUCCUACGGUUCAUGAGAAGGAUGCUGCAAUGGGAGCCGGAGAAGAGGGCGACAGCAGCGGAACUUCUUCGAGACCCGUGGUUUUCCAAGGGCAGUGACUGA
Messenger RNA from Rhodofomes roseus, 1227 nucleotides. RefSeq names its product putative CDK4/6. The record is from RefSeq and is a predicted model, not a curated record. The transcript is spliced from 4 exons. Gene Ontology annotation, molecular function: ATP binding; protein kinase activity. The coding region runs from base 1 to 1227 and encodes 408 amino acids. NCBI's taxonomy places the organism in Eukaryota, Fungi, Basidiomycota, Agaricomycetes, Polyporales, Fomitopsidaceae. Gene Ontology annotation, biological process: protein phosphorylation; regulation of mRNA processing; spliceosomal complex assembly.